UGGCAUGAUGUGACAAAUAAUGGCAGAAUUCAAGGGGCGGAUAAGCAAAUACAGAGAACACAGGGACCAAAAACCCUAACCCGAGAAUGGUUGGAUCUUGCUAGCAAGAACAGAGCAAAAGCAGUGCUGAAUCUGCUGAUACGAGAGAGGGAGAGAGAGAGAGAGAUUGUAUGCGCGCACAGACGCACAUAAGUACAACGAGGAACUCGAGACUGUGGAGGAAGAGAAAAGGUCCAAAUGCGAAUUCUCCGCAUAAAAUUGCUGCAGAGGAUUUCAGUUGACCAGGCAGCCAGAUGCCGUCUAUAUUCCACCAAGAACGUCCCUGAUGUAGGGCAGCCUACUGCUGCUUCCCACCCAGAGUUACUUAAGGAAGGGGAAAUAACGCCUGGCAUAACUAGUGAAGAAUAUUUGUUGAGAAGGAAGAGAUUAUUGGAGCUUCUUCCGGAGAAGAGUUUUGCAAUAAUUGCAGCUGCACCUGUGAAGAUGAUGACUGAUGUUGUCCCUUACAUGUUUCGACAGGAUGCUGAUUAUUUCUACAUUACAGGCUGCCAACAACCUGGAGGUGUAGCAGUUUUAGGUCAUGAUUGUGGUUUAUGCAUGUUUAUGCCAGAAGCAAGCCCUCAUGAUGUUAUUUGGCAAGGAAAGAUUGCUGGAGUUGAGGCAGCUUUAGACAUGUUCAAGGCUGAACAAUCAUAUUCAAUGAACAGAUUGCAGAAGAUCCUUCCGGAUAUGAUAAGAAGUUCCUCCAACUUGUUCCAUAAUGUCAAAACAGCCACACCGGCUUACACAGAAUUAGAGGCCUUCCAAAAGGCUGAUAAUGAUGGCAAAGUGAAAGAUUUUUCUGUGUACACCCAUGAAGCCCGAUGGAUAAAAUCACCGGCUGAGCUCAAGUUAAUGAGAGACUCUGCAGCAAUAGGUUGCCAGGCUCUUUUACAAACAAUGUUGCAUUCAAAGGCAUUUCCUUAUGAGAGUAUGCUGUCUGCUAGAGUUGAAUAUGAAUGCAAAAUGAGAGGUGCCCAGAAAAUGGCAUUUAACCCUGUGGUUGGUGGUGGACCUAAUGGUACUGUUAUACAUUAUUCUCGAAAUGACCAGAAAAUCAAGGAUGGGGACCUUGUUUUAAUGGACAUUGGAUGUGAAUUGCAUGGUUAUGUUAGUGACAUCACUCGCACCUGGCCACCUUGUGGAAGCUUUUCUCCCAUUCAUGGAGAACUUUAUGAUCUUAUUUUAGAGACAAACAAGGAGUGUCUGGACCUUUGCAAGCCUGGCUUGAGCAUUGGGCAAAUUCACUACUAUUCGGUUGAUAAGAUGCGCAAAGGCUUGAAGGAGAUUGGAAUUUUGAAAGAUGACAGACAUCGCAGUUACCAUCAGCUGAACCCAACUAAUAUAGGUCACUAUCUGGGAAUGGAUGUUCAUGACUGUUCUACAAUCAGUUAUGACCGUCCUUUGAAACCAGGCGUUGUUAUAACAAUUGAACCCGGUGUUUACAUCCCUGCUGGUUUUAGUUGUCCAGAGAGAUACCAAGGCAUUGGGAUAAGGAUUGAGGAUGAAGUCCUAAUCACGGAAUCAGGAUGCGAGGUCCUUAGUGGGUCUUUACCCAAAGAAGUUAAGCACAUUGAGUCGUUGCUUAACCACCACCUGCAUGGAGGAGGGAUGGAUAUUCAGAAUGUUGAUGCAUCCAAUUAGUGAUGAAAAAAUCAAGAUUCACAACAUUGGUUGACUGCUGAUAGAAUUUUACUUUGCAGCCCGCGUAAACUCCCAGAAAGCAGCUCACUAUUUAUUGAUACGUCCCAUCCAGCUUGUCCUAUGUAAGUCCAUAUAUUGCAAUUUUAAAUGCCAUUAUGUGUAUUUAUUUAUUUAUUUUUGAGCUAUGUAAAUGCCAUUUAACUUUUUC
Molecule: messenger RNA, 1891 nt
Organism: Diospyros lotus (date-plum)
Lineage: Eukaryota; Viridiplantae; Streptophyta; Magnoliopsida; Ericales; Ebenaceae
Product: intermediate cleaving peptidase 55, mitochondrial
Exons: 14
Coding region: 238-1683 (481 amino acids)
Cellular component (GO): mitochondrion
Molecular function (GO): manganese ion binding; metalloaminopeptidase activity
Source: RefSeq, a predicted model, not a curated record